Phyllopteryx taeniolatus (common seadragon) is the source of this 9273-nucleotide messenger RNA. RefSeq names its product nck-associated protein 5-like. Gene Ontology annotation, cellular component: microtubule plus-end. The transcript has 14 exons. The coding region runs from base 1027 to 4857 and encodes 1276 amino acids. The record is from RefSeq and is a predicted model, not a curated record. Gene Ontology annotation, biological process: microtubule depolymerization; microtubule bundle formation. NCBI's taxonomy places the organism in Eukaryota, Metazoa, Chordata, Actinopteri, Syngnathiformes, Syngnathidae.
AAAAGACAGUCUGCCCAAGUGCUCCUCGCUGUUUGAACCAUAAUUAGCGUUAUUUCGUUAACCCUCCUGUUUUAUUAUUUUAACAAAUACAGUAAUAUUAAUGUUAUAAAUCUGAUUUCUUUUAAAUGUGAUGUUUAAAAAUAGUUAAAAAUAAGAAAAAAAACAAAAUCUAGUUUUGUCUUUUUUUAACAUAAAGAAAAUACUUAUUUAACUUGACAAUAUAACAGGAGUGUUAAUAUCCCAAAUGAUGAACUAUAAUUUGAACUAUAAUUACCAUCAUUUAUUUAAUAUACACAAUGUUUUAUUGCUUCUAAGAUUGCAAAAAAAGGCAAAAUAUUGUUAGAAAAGCAGGGUGGGCGGGGGGCGGGCAUACAAAUGUACCAAAAAAGCCAUUUUGAUACCCCCUAAAAUUGGUCCACACACAUUGGCACCUAUUCACCAAGAUGCAACCUAUGAAGUGUGCAGAAAGCCCAACCCCCCACCCUCCACCCUUGACACAUGUUCAGCAUCCUCUGGUCAGCUGAGAAACCAAAAGAGCGAGAGAGAGAGAGAGAGAGAGAAUCAGAGAGCCAGCAAGUGAGUGCGAGAGCAGCGAGGUGGAAACGCGGGUGAGCAUCACAGAAAGACACAAAUAGAGCGAUAAAGCGGCGAAUUAGGCAGCCAGGCGACCACGAGGGGGGAGGAAGAGGAGGAGGAGGAAGACUGGCGUGAUCCGUGCUUGAUUAAAGAUCCUCUCCUUCCCCUUCUUUUUUUUUUUUUUUUUUUUUGUGUGGAUGUGAGAACCAGGUGGAUGUUCCUGGGGCUGGAUGCUAGGAUCCACGCAGGCCAGGAUGGAUCCGGUGCUGGUGCUGGUGCUGACCCAGAUUAGCGAAUCAGGACCGGUCGCCGGUGUUCUGGGGAUGUGACCUUUAUCUCCGACGAGCCACUGAUCCUGAUCCUCAGUAGUACUCAGUACCUGGAGGAGAAGCAACAGCUGUGUGAGGAGGGAAGGGAAGCAGGCCAACUUUGUGGUGGAGGGCCCAGCAGAUGGUGACACUGCAGCAGCACUUCUCCAGGAUGGAGGAGACUGUGCAAACCCUACUGCAGAACCAGGACUCAUUGGAUGGCCCCAAGGUCGACCCACUGGACCUCAUGAAAGCAUACAAGGACAAACUCUUGGAGGAAAUGUGGAAGCAGCAGGACAGUCUGGAGGGUCCGGCAGUUUCAGAAACGGAAACUUCGGGGUAUCUGGAGGCCGGAGGUGGUCUGGAGGAAAACUCUAACAGCAAUUCCCUGCUAGAACGACUCAAAGCUCUGGAGGCUGAGAACUCUGCUCUGUCCUUGGAAAACGACAACCAGAGAAAGCAAUAUGAGCGCUGUCUGGAUGAGGUAGCCAACCAGGUGGUCCAGGCUCUCCUUACUCAAAAGGACUUGAAAGAAGAAUGUGUAAAGCUGCGCACCCGCGUCUUUGACUUGGAGCAGCAGAACCGCCUACUAAGCGUCUUGUUCCAACAACGAGUCCGAAUGUCCCAAAGUCCUGCACCCCAGGAAAUCCAAAGGAAUGGCAAAGUGGGUAUUGCUGCAGGAAGGUGGCCCAGUCUCCUGAGUCUAACGUGCCCACGUAGUAGUGGAAGUGGUAGUGAUCUGUCUUUAUCCAGUGCUGGUAGUGAAUACUCUAGCGGCUCGCACACAUGGGCUGAGGGUCGAGGCCUCUCCAAACAGUGCGCCACAAGCCGGGACAAAAGGAUGAGUGUAGGCUCCGUAUCUGGUCAUCAGACAGACUUCGGCUGGAAGGAAGGCCACAUCCUGAAAGGACUCAAGCGUCUUCAGACCAGCGUCUCAAAAGAGAAACCCUCUCCCGGGUCUAUUCCGCACUGCAAGGACUGCAUGACCUCCAAUGAGGGUAUCUACUCUCUGGGCAUCAAAAGUAACCUGAUGGGGAUGACAGCCAAGACAAAUAAAAAUGUUAACGGAGGGAUUGCCGUUGUGGACUCUGAUGAAAGUAGCAAUGACUCAAAUAUGUCGCAAAGUCAGGAAUCCAGCGAUAACGCGUCAAUAGAAGUUCAGACAGAUGAAGGCCCAAAAGAACCUUUAGAGAACACCGUUUCUGACAGCUUCAUAUUCCCAGCAGAACCACCAGUGAAUCUUGAAAAAGAAAGCCUAAAAGAACACACACAAGUAGAAACCGAGAACUCUAGUGACAUGUUGAGCGACAGCAACAACAACCAGGAACGAUCCAGCGACCGUAAAUCCCGGCUGGACCGCAUGGACUUGGAAUCCCAAGCAAGGGAUGCAAACCCGGCUGUGAGACAUUCUGCCACCAGAGCUUUGAGCUGUGUGAGCGAAGCCAGGCAACGCAGCUCUUCGGCAGAGGUUUCUCACCACGGGGACGGUGGGAUUUCAAGGAACCUAAAGCCCAAACCGCAGCUUUGCGACUCGGCCAGGAAGGCAUUCAUCCUACGCAGCAAGAGCGCCGACGCUGGACCGGAACAGCACAAACACAUCCACUCGCCUCUCCAUCAAAACCUCAUUCGGGGCCACAAAUCUGCCAGUCCAAACAAAAGGGCCAAUCACGGUAAACUACACGUUUCGGGUCAUGACGCAGAAACAGAUGAAGAUCCUGCAUCGACUUGCAAGUCUCUGGAGCGUGUACAACAGCGCUCGCCUCUUGCGUCGCCUGUCAAAAGUGCUUCAGCGACCAAACCUAUUGCAGUUGAUGAAGGCUCAAAGACUCCAGCAACACAGCCGCAAUCCGCCAGAAUUCUGUCCAACAAUGAGGAGUGCAAGAACGUACAAAACCAGGAGCAGCUCUCAGACACGUUCUCUUCAGAACUCAUAUCUCCUUCAGCCCCACUUCUGCCUGGUCGAACGACUUCGCUCCUCCUCAGAACAGCGUCGGACUCCAGACGAAUGAGUCGUCCUCAGAGCGCCACCGUCGGAAAGACUACGUCCGGUCAACAAACCAACUUUUCACCAGAAAAUCAAGCAGCCAAAGUUGUCUUCAAUGGCCAUUCAUCCAGGAUGCCGGCUGUCCCCAGUCCAGAAACGCAGGGUUCAGAAUCACCUGUUGAGAGAACCGUUGCAUACCACAGCGGAAUGGUCGCACCCUCUUUGUUACCAAACCCAAAUGUCUUACAAAGAUCUCAGCAGAGCAUCAGCGAGCCAAAACUUUCUGAAGUCCUGUCGCAGACAUAUUCCAAUGUCUAUUAUCACAACUGUCAGAGUUCCGGGUCCAAAGCUGUAAAAAUGUGUCUUCCUGCAAACGCCAGAUCUCACGAGGCUAUCUCGGGACCAGAAAGUGGUACAUUCCUCGUGUUCAGUCGGCAGAACAAAGAUGACGCAAACCCGUCCAUGAAAAACAUCCAAACCUACCAGACGUACAUUUGCGACCCCCACAUGAUGCGUGAAUGCGGCAUUGCCCGGCGGAAGAUUGAAACCCGUUGUAAUUCUCUUGAUUCCGAACCCUGCGGUGCUCCAGUCACAUCUGAUGGUGGUGCAAUGCUGGACUGGGGUUUCGACGAGGAAGGCUGGCUCUUCAAGCGUUCUGUCUCCGUGUCCACCAGACCUCCCCUGAAGCCAGUCAUGGGCAUGAACGGGGCCAAGGCUCGAAGCCAGAGCUUCGGAGCACGCUACAUGGACCGACCCAGCUUCAACCGGUCCGGGAAGGUGCGCACCCAGAUAAAAACGCACUCAGGGAGCUCCUUAAACUCCCUGGGUGACAUUCUGCCAGGAAGCAUGAGCUGCUCCAGUAGCUAUCACUGCCCCAUGAACCGAUCUCUCCUGAACAACUUCCUCAUUGAAGAAGGCCUGGCGGUUCCUCCGUGUCUAGGCUCAUCUAGCGAAAGACUACAGAGUCUUAAACUCCAACGAGAACAAGCCAGACGCCUUCAGAUCGAGCAACAAUUUUCCAGCGCCUUUGGAGAACCUGUCUGUGAAGAACCAGAGAGGCAGAGUACCAUAACCACCAUCGAGGAGAAGGUGAUGCUCGGCAUUGAGGAGAACUUGCACAAGUCUCAGGAGCAGGAGAGGAGUAGUGAAGUCAAGCAGAAAUCCGGAUCCACCUUAGCCAACUGGUUUGGGUUCCGCAAGGGUAAGCUUCCCAUCCCCAGUGGCAAGAAGACAGACCCGGCAAAGACAAAAGAAGAGAAGAGGGAUCAAAAGAUUACGGCACUGCUCGGAGGGAAGCAGACCAAGACGGACAAGAAGAGAGACAGGAGAAAAAAUGACGGAAAAGACUGCUCUGUGGGAAGAAGAGAGUCGCACGAUGCAGUGCGAGCAUGCAUCUCAAUGCCCUGCCCGGGGAUAUCGAUUCAAACGCAAGGUCACAAUGACAUCACUGGAGACGCACAGAGAACUGACGGUGAAAACGGAGCCCUCAUAAAGACCACCCUCCAGGAUGCAGUUAUCGGGUCUGGCUGCAAGAUGCGAACGUUGGACAGUGGAAUCGGGACCAUCCCCCUCCCCGAAUCUUGCUCAUUCUUCUCCUCCAUCCUGCACCUCCUCCCCAAGUCCUCCUCAUCAACCCCCGAGCCCGAGUCGUCUCUCAGUUCUGUCCUGGACUCCUCCUGCGAGGAGGUGUCUCCGUUACCCCGAUGGAGGAUCCCUUCCGGUUUUAGGGACGACCGCGCCGGGGUGCCCAAUACUCUGUCUGACGUGACCCACAUCCAGUCAGUGCCUUUCCCUACCGUGGCCUUCCUCCAGCCCGUCCGACCCCAACCUGAACCCAUUGUGACCUCUGCCCAUGUGUGUGAUUCCCACAACAGAACCCAGAGACCCCCGCAAGGUGGGAUUGAACCAAAGAAGCUGACCUAUAUCAAAACGAAGACGAGAACCCCUCAGAGCCAACAGAAAGAGCAGACCAGACUGCAGAGCAUAUGACUCCGUUUGUCAUUGGGAACCCACACGAGAGCACCCAAAAGCUCCCAGACCCCGAAGUGGACUGCAUGCAAGACUUAAACGCUGACGGGUUCAGAUAUUCACGCCACCCGAUUGUGGUUUGACAAGUACACACACACACACACACACACAUGUUGUCUCAUUUAAACACAACACAACCAAGACUAGUUCCAAUGUCUGGAUGACUGCUGUAGUCAGUUGGGAAACAUUUUGAACUCCCUCCAGCAUCCAAUAUAAAAAGUGCACAAAUUGCAUAGUGCACCAUCUGGGAACACAUUUGUCUUGAAAAACCUUCACCUGUUGUUUUCUCGAUGGUGAUAUUUUUGUUGUUUUUUUUGUCUUUUUUUUUCCAGAACUGGCUCACAGUUGAUCAACAUACGCAAAUGGCAAAUGCCACAUGUGUUGGUGUGUUUUGGGGGUUAAAACAAUGUGAAAAUGAAAGCUGCAAACACAGAAGAACGUGCCCUCGCAAAUCCUUUGUCAUGGCAAAUCCUUGAAAAAAUGAUUUUGAUGCCAUGCUCCAAACACAUAAAUGGCUUUUGCUAAAAAAAAAAAAAACUUUGAAAUUUUACAUUGCACAUCUGUCUAAUAUACCUGCUUCUGAUUGGGGCUCAUUUGAACGAAUUCUCUAGUAGCAGUUUAGCCAAAAAGGCUGCUGCAACAGAAAAUGGCUGGCUUCCUGUUCAGGUUUGUUACGAUAGACACCCAAUUUCAUGUUAACUGGUGAAACUGGUGUCUCGGGCUGAUUGUCUUUUUUCCUUCCAAAUUUUGUAAUGAAGUACGAGACCUCAAUUUCACCUAAAAUGUUUGCGUCAUCCCAAAAUGGCAGACUUCUUAUUUUACUUCAUGCAUGAGUUUUUGUGACUUUUUUGUAUGUCAUGUUAUGAUAGAUAGACAUGUCUACCCAACCUUUGUGUUGAUUGGUAAAUCUGGUGUCAGGGGCUAUUUUUUUCCGAACUUUCUGAGAGCUGUUUUAAUCAGCUUUCCAGUACUUACAUUUUCACCAUGCUACACAGUUUUUGGGUAUGUAGAGUCUAAAGUUUUGCCAAAAAAAACAUAAUAAUAAAAGGCGAUCCCAAAUAAAAAGUAGUUCAGUCCACUCGGCAAACAAACCUUUUUUUUUGCCUUUGUCUCAGUUCUACAUCGUCAUCCUAACAGGUCAAACUUUUUAAGAGGCACUUUAUCGUCUUUCAUUUCUUUAAAAAUAUGGAUGAAUUAUAUGUAUGCUAAGAGUUCAUGGCAGUUAUUAAAAAAGUACCAUGAAUGACAUUGAUUUAUGUAAAGUGAAAAUCUCAGCCUGUUGUUAAUCAAACAAAAUGCCUUUGGAGAUAUGGACAUUUAAAAUUACAUUGCAGUCUCGGUCAUGGGUCCGUGAGAUUUGUUUUAUGCGUCCUGUCUUCUUCAACAUGUCCACCCAAUUUUUGUCGAUUGGUGAAACUAGUGUCCUGGGCUAAUUUUUCAACUUUCCAGGGGGCACUCCCAAGUGAGCACCAGGAGGAGCUUGGUCCUGGCUCGAAUCAUCUUGAUAUAACUGAAAACGUAUACAUUUUUGCAAGUGUGUGUAUCCUGGGGAAAAUGUAUGCAUUUUAAGGAUCCAAAACUGCUGAAUACUCAAUCGGCCAAUCCUUGAAAGUUGAGAGAAAAAAAAAAUCAUCCCCAGACACCAGUUAUGCCUAUUAACACAAAAUUGGGUGCACAUGUCUAUUACCACAGGACCCAUGAAAAAGUCUCAAGGACCCACGUCUGAAACUAAACAGGAAGUCAGACGUUUUGGUUUGAAGCAGCCAUUUUAGGUGAAUUCCAGGCUUAGUACUUUGUUAGAUAGUUGGGGAAACAAAUCAACCCCGAGAUGGCAGUUUUACCAAUCCGCACAAAAUUGGGUGGACAUGUCCAUUAUAACAGGACACACCAAAAAGUCUGAAGGACCUAUGCCCGAAGUUGAAGAGCAAAUCAGCCAUUUUGGUUUAAAGCGGACAUAUUUGGGGGAAUUCCUGGGCUUGUACUUCAACAUCCUUUGACCAGGGAAUUCACCCAAAUUAGUCCAUAUUGGACGCAGGUAUCGUAGACAGAUGAUAAUUGUGAAACGUUUUUUACCAGCCCCUUCUCGUGUGGGCAUUAAAUGAUCAUUUAGAUGAUUCACCAUGAAAAUGGGGAAGCGAGGAACCAUUGGCUGCUGCUUGUAGCUUUAAUUAUGGUAUUUGUUGCUUUAUAUUUUCCACUGGUAUACCUUUUGUAAAUAUGGAUUAAAUCUGAAGGAGAUCUGAAGCAAACUUUAGAUGGGAGCCGACAAUCAUGUCACAAGCAUUAAACUAUGUGCACUCGAUUUAGCACAUUGAGCAACGUGGCUCUUUUUUAUUGUGCUACCGUGCUGCAUGGUCUGUGGUGUUGACAUAUAACUCAAUCACAUUCUGACCACUUUCAUUACCACAGGAGGAAGAAAAUACGACGUGAAAAGUGCUGCACUGUUGACUGUCGAUCACAUAUCACAAAUACUGUAACGGUCACUUUACAACGCUCUUGUUAUGGGGGACGUGCAAAUCUGUCCAUUGUGCAUUUUUUGUUGUCAUUCCACAGCGAUGACGUCAGGACAACCCGGUGAGUUUGUGCAUGGAACCUUAUGGUACUCGCUCAGGGAAGACGUGAUAAAUGUCCCUGAUCGAAGCUGUGGGUUUGAAAAGAUGAGUUUUGACAGUUGUUUAUCUGUUCAAACACACAUUAUGAUGUGUCUUGAGUUGAUCUCGAUAUUUACCUCAUGUUAGUUUGUGUGUGCAUUAAUCUGCAAGGAUACCACGCUGCUUGUCUGCUUAGAUUCUCACUUUAUUACAUACAUAUUCUGUCAUUUCUAGUGAUGUUUAGGUGUUACUAUUUACAUUCCUGCAAACCUGUGUUUCCCACUUUUACAUGCUUUGCGGUCACUUCCUGUUUUGCUGAAGCUAAAAAAAGUGCUUAACAAAUGUACUAGGCCACCUUUCUUUCUCAGAGAGCCUAUAGCGUCAUGGAGUGCUUUAAUGCAAAUGCUUUCAUUUCCAGCCACCUCUCGAUGUUAAGUAAAUAUUACAAAUUUUAAUCAAGAAAUGAUCGUGUGCUUUGCUUUUUGGCAGUUUUUUCAUAAAACAAUACUUACGGUACUAAAAACAUAUGAAUAACAAUAAUAAUUCAAUAUGGGCCCUCGUUACCACCGCCCGAGUUUGUUAAAGUACGGAGCCUGGGUUUCGCCUGACAGGUCUGCAUUCUACCAAAAAUGGCCGACUUCCUGUUCAAUUCCAGGCAAGGGUCCUUGAGACUUUUUCCUGUGUGCUAUUGUCAUAGACAUUUCCACCCAAUUUCGUGGCCAUCAGCACGUGUUUUUAAUUUAAGACUUUUCCAUGCAGUCUGUUAUCAUAGCGAUUUCCACCAAAUUGUCAUGUCGCUCGGUAAAACUGAUUUUUUUUCUAACUUUCCAGUUAGAGUUUUGGGGCAUAAUUUUACGGACCCUUAAAAUGGAGUACAUACUGAAAUUUGUCAUCACAUACAGUAGUUGUAGAAAUUGUGGAGUUUUCGGCCAUGGGGUAACAAACAUGAAAACCAGAGUGCUGUCUAUUGGUGAUAAACAAGGUAUUUUCUCAACUUUCCAAGGAGCGCUACUGAGUGAGUUUCCAAGGAUUGUAUUCAGGACCCCUAAAAUACACUAUAUACUCAAAUAUACACUUGCUUGCGAAACAAUGGUUAGUUUUUGGGAAUGUCGAAGCCCCCCCAAGAAGGCAAUUCUUUCAUCUGAAAAUUACAUUAAACGUGAAAAAAGAUUUUGGUAAUUGAGGCUGCAACCUUUAAUCAAUUUUUUAAGCACUGUACAUUUACAGAAAAUGAAGGCACUAUCAUUUACAUAUCAAUCCUGUCACUAUUGAGCCAUAUUAAUAUUUUUUAAGAAUAUUUUAACCGUAGCAAUAGACCUCUUAUUUACCUCUUUAUUCAAACUAUGCUCACUUGUUAUGUGCAUGUUGAUGAAAAAAAUAGUAGUGGUGUUUAUACCCAUAGCAACACACAGGUCUUAUAAAUGUGUGAGACGGUUUUUCAUUGAUCAGGGAAGCGAUUGGCAACACUGACAUACGGGUAGAUAGAGCUUGGCAUUGUUGUAAAAAAAAAAAAGAAAAAAAGAUUCAUCAUAACGAGUAUUCAUAUUGUAUUUUUCUAACAUUUACCUUGUAUUUAUUACACACUGCACUGAUUGGUGGACUUUUCAGUUUAUUGCACAUUUAUUGUAAUUCUUCAAAUGUCGAUGUGUUUUUUAAUAAUCCCAUAAUCACAGUGGUGUUUUUUGUGACUGUUUUCUUUGCAGUAAUAACUGAUGAAAUUGUCUAUUGCUUUGUUUUUAUGUUGGAGGGGGAAAAAAUAAAGAAUAAACUAUUUCAGUACUUUUGA